Messenger RNA from Seriola dumerili (greater amberjack), 1685 nucleotides. RefSeq lists its product as uncharacterized. The record is from RefSeq and is a predicted model, not a curated record. Lineage: Eukaryota; Metazoa; Chordata; Actinopteri; Carangiformes; Carangidae. The transcript has 4 exons. Bases 164 to 1108 code for a protein of 314 amino acids.
CACAGAGAGCAGGUGGACAGUGGCGUGUUCAGCAAAAUUAUAGGGAGAGAGACGUUUGCUAAGAAGGUGAAUUAUUAAUGUUAUUUUAAAUGUACUAUACUAUUAUUAGCAGUGGUAAUGAACGGUGUUUACAGUCACUCAGAUGGAAUAAUUGGACUUUGAAAUGAUGAAAUAUGACUUCGUGAGAAAUUCCAGAUGUUCAGGGAGGGGGAGGAGAGGAUGGUGCACCUCAGUGAUGAACAGUCUUUCAUCUAAUCAUGCACUAAAGCCCCUGGUCCCCACCCUCUGCCUGGUGGUCGUGGUGAUAUAUGGCCUGGCUGAUAAACUCAGAAACUUUGUGUCCGGCAUCUUCAUCCCUCAGUACCAUUACCCGUAUGCUGUGGCUCUCUGCUUUGCGCAGGUUCUGAUUUCCUUGUUAGUCUUAAAUCUCCUGCAUGUCCUGGAUCUGGUGCCUCUGAAGCAUUACUCCAGGUCCCUGGGUGAGAGGGUGCUGGUGCCUGCUAUCUGUAACAGCAUCCAUGAUGUGCUGGCCAUGUGGGCCAAAGCUAGCAGCUCGUACGCCGGCCUCUUUGCCCUCACCCUGCCUCUGCUGCCCCUGUUAACUGUUGGCUUUAGUUUCACCCUGAAGCUGGCAUCGCUGCCACCUAUCCACAUCUCUGUUCUGAUUUCCAUCGUGAGUGGGACAUCUAUUGUCAUCUCAGCCUCCAAGGGUCUGUCAGGUAUUGAACCUCUGGAGUACAUUUAUGCACCUCUGGCUUUAAUCCUCCACAGUCUCUCUUUAACCUGGCUGGCUAAAGUAUCUGAUGCUGAGCGCUGCCACUCCCCUGAUGCCCAGGCCUCCAUUUUUGACAUCUACUACACCCAACUGGUCAACCAGAGCUGGGUGCUGGGCCUCCUGUGGCUGCUGCACCCGGACAGUCCCUGGCAGGUGUUGAGUCAGGGCAGCUGGCAAAGCCUGCUCUUUCAUGGAUACCUGCUUGCUAUUCUCCUGCUGGGGGUGGCGUUGAACUUCCUAGUCGGUAUAUCGGCUCUGUGUGUCUCGCCGCUUUCUGCUGCACUGCUCCAUUCAGCAAGGCAGGCGGUGCAGCCAUUCUUCCAGCUUCUGUAGUUUCACUUCAAAGGACUGUAGCAGUGAGACAUAUGCAAUUCAUUCAAUCAUUAACAACAGUGUUUUUUUUUUUAAUUCUGUGUAGAAUAACAAGUUACCUUUCGACUUUCUCCCUUUCACAGCAUCAUGGCCUGUGCUACUGAGGCAUGUACAUAAAAUGCAGCAGAGAAGCAGCAUACAUUAAGUGAUUGAAACCAUGACAGAAUAUUACAAACACAUAGCAAGCUAAUGAUUUACACACUAAGACCAGGUAUUGUAUUAAUGCCAGCAGACUGUUGUAACAGAGCACCAGCCUCAGGACAGGACAGGAUGCAGCGUACCAAACCACCUAAACAAAGACUCCCAUUACAUUAGUUUAAGACAGAGCAUGGCCUUAAUAGUACAGUAGCAGUUUCAAAACCAGCUCUUUGACAGUGGAACAAGUACAACUAAGCUGCAUGGGUCGAACAAUUCAAGUUUUCAUUUAGAGCUGAAGGUGAUUCUGCCUUAUCAAGCAAAUAUCAACAUGUAUAUCCAUGAAAAUCUGCGGACAUUUGAGGAGAAUUGUGAAUAAUAUCGAGACAAAAACUGUGAUUUU